GGCGGUCCCGCGGCUGAGGAGAAGGAGGCCUGAGCGCGACAUGUCUUCGGCUGCCGCGGUGGAGCGGCCCGCGGCUCUGCGCUUCUGAGUGCGGGGCGGCCUGGCGGCUGGCCGAGGCCAAGGGUCGGCGGAGGCUGCCACCGCGGCGGUGGCCGCCAUGCUGAGGGCCGGCGCGGAGGACGGGGCCGCGGCGACGCUGCCGCGACUGCUGGCGCUGCUGCUGCUGCUGCUGCUGCUGACGGCGCGGGGGCCGGGGCUCGGCGUGGGGGGCUCGUCCGCCGCGGGCCUGCCCGACAGCGUCAUCUGGGCCGUCAACGCGGGUGGCGAGGCGCAUGUGGACGUGCACGGCAUCCACUUCCGCAAGGACCCGCUGGAAGGCCGGGUGGGCCGAGCCUCUGACUAUGGCAUGAAAUUGCCAAUCCUGCGGUCCAAUCCUGAGGACCAGAUCCUGUAUCAGACAGAGCGGUACAAUGAGGAGACCUUUGGCUAUGAAGUGCCCAUCAAGGAGGAGGGGGACUAUGUGCUGGUGUUGAAAUUUGCUGAGGUCUACUUUGCACAGUCCCAGCAGAAGGUAUUUGAUGUGCGACUGAAUGGCCAUGUCGUGGUGAAGGACUUGGAUAUCUUUGAUCGCGUUGGGCAUAGCACUGCCCAUGACGAAAUCAUCCCCAUGAGUAUCAGAAAGGGAAAACUGAGUGUCCAGGGGGAAGUGUCCACCUUCACAGGGAAACUCUACAUCGAGUUCGUCAAGGGGUACUAUGACAAUCCCAAAGUUUGUGCACUCUACAUCAUGGCUGGGACAGUGGAUGAUGUACCAAAGCUGCAGCCUCAUCCAGGCUUGGAGAAGAAGGAAGAGGAAGAGGAAGAAGAAGAAUAUGAUGAAGGAUCAAAUCUGAAAAGACAGACCAAUAAGAACCGGGUGCAGUCAGGCCCCCGAACGCCCAACCCCUAUGCCUCGGACAACAGCAGCCUCAUGUUUCCCAUCCUGGUGGCCUUUGGAGUCUUCAUCCCAACCCUCUUCUGCCUCUGCCGGUUGUGAGAGCAAAGUACCAUCUUGGACAGGGUGGAGGGUUGUAGGAAAGAAACCAAAUAUGUUGGUUUUGGUUUCUGUAUUUUUCACAGUGAUUAACAAGAAAACAAAAAAAAGACAAACAAACAAAAAAAAACACACACAAAUACAAAUUAAAGGAGCUAAAAAGAGGCAGAGUGAGUAGAGAGCAGCCCUCAUCCACCACCUGGUCCCAGACCUGCUUCAGUCCCAGUCUCUGACUGGCUCCCAGCUGUCUGUCUCUUUCCUCUCUGCGGUCUUAGGGUAACUGAAUCCCACCUGUGCAAGGACCUUUGUGUGUGUGCCUCGUGUAAAAGACUGAAAACAGAGCAGGCACAGUUCCCCUUUUUAGGCCAGGAAUACACAGGGAAAUGUCAUCUUACUACCUGAGAAGACCAGCUCUGGGAAUUGGGUCUAUUCUGAAGUUAUAGCCAGAUACAUUUUCAGAUGUCUUGGGAUUAAGUGUGUUUGUGUGUGUAUGUAUGAACAUGUCUAAUGUGUAUGAUAAACAAAAAUGGAAAGGGGGUUUAAAAAAAGAUUAAAUAGACGCUUCCCUAGGUGGAAGCGUUUCUGAUUUUAGCCCAGUGAUGGUUCCACCUUUAGUGUUUGAGCUUUGUCAUUGCUUGUCUCCCCGUGCCAGUCAUAGGACUGUCUAGUAUCCAAGAUAAUUACUUUACGUCAGGCCCUCACCUUGCCUCUGACUUGUUACCACAACAAAUUAUUUUUACUUUAGUGCCUGCUUUGGACCUAAUUUCCUCUCUCUCUCUUUCUCUCUCUUUUCCCUAAAUUGAGCUUACAUGGAAUCUUUCUCUCUCAACCAUCCUACUAAGUUAUAGCCAAGAAGGGUAGGAGACUGAGGAUUUUGGGUCCCCUCUGCUUCAAUGUCUCCUCUCCCCCUUCGCCUUGGUGGUACUCCCUCCCUGGAUCUCUGAGCCAGCCUCCGGGAGGCCCUGACCCAGCAGUUCUUUUACUGGCCUCUUUGUAGGACCUUGCUGCCAGGGGAUAGGGAUGUUUUCCAGUCUGCGACAAAACACUUGACCUUAAAAGUCUCUUCUGGUCUUUGGAUUGGAAAAGGCUUAUGUUAGCAUAACUUAAGAGCAAUCUCAGAGACUUGAGCCCUACUAAGCGACUGAGCACUGUUUAGAGUGUCUAGUGUCUGGUGUCCGGCUAUUCCCAUGUCCUGUGUCACAGUUUAGCCAAUAUUGGUUUCUGUUUAGAUUGCCCCCAGGAGCUAGGUUGACUGACUAUAUCUGGCCAGGUGAUGCUUCUCACUGGCAUUAACAGUACACCUGUCUGUCCUCUCAAUCUCCUACCAGGUAGCAGCCAGGUACUUGGUUCCCCAGUUAGCAGUCACCCUGGCAGUUCUGAAACCAGCCCUAGCAAGACAUGUCUGUCUGCAAGGGAUAAAACUCCCUUGUUACUUCUUUCUGGACACUGUCAUUCACUUUCCAGCUAGGGCAGCAGUAAGGAAAGAUUCCAACUUCAAAGAAUGCUGUGGACGGAAAGCAGAGAACUCGCUUCUGCCUGGGCUGGAGCAGCACAGAAUCUCAGGCUUGGCCCAGAGCAGAAUAUGUCCACAGGUGCACUGGUCUUUUUAGAUGUGUUUCUGAGGAGCUCCAUCUCUGAGCUGUUCUGCAUGUAACAAAGUAAGUAGCGCUGGGGCUCAUGGCCUGGGUUCCAGCUCUUUCCACGUUACUCCAGGACAGCAUGUAGUCCGCUGAGAGCUCAGCCCUUUAUUAUUUUAAAUAGCCUCGGAGGCUGUGGCCUGAGGCUGCAAUCAGAGAAACUCUUCCCAGAGUGUCGGACACCCUAUCUGUUAAGCGGGCUACGUCAGUGGCUUUGGUUCCAGGUCCACCAUGACUCCCCAAAGCCAGUGGAGAGGAGAUCAGAUGAGGAAAUAGAACUUGUUUCCUCUGUUUUGCCUUGUUUGUUGCUUUGUUUGGGUCUCUUCGAAGUAGGAGGGGCUGUUGCCUCCUCCCCUCACUCCAUCCCUUUGGUGACUCAGAGUCUCAGGAGGAAACCCUGGCUCCUGGGGCUAUUUCCGAAUGGUACUGUAAGCCAAGCAGCUGUGUUUCAGCCUGUUUCCAGCCCACCCCUUCCCCCUGAACUCCGGGAUGGGCACUUUCCUCAUUGCUGGGUCUGAGAGGAAGGAGCCUUGUGGCUGAGGAAAACUAAGAGGGUAGUGAAGAAAGUAUGGUGGAGACUGGGGCGGAGUCCCCUGUAGCCAAGCCACCCAGCUACGAGCUGCCCAGCGCUGGUCACAGCUGGCUUGUGAUGCUAAACUUGAAAGUUUGCUUUUUUGUUUUUGUUUUUUUACUCCUCCAAGAUAAUAUAGGUACAUAAAGUUUUGGGUGAAUGGGUGGAAUGGGGCAUUUUUUUUUUUUUUUGGUGUUUGUGUGUGUGUGUGUGUGUAUGUGUGUGGUUAAAUACCUUGUUCAUCUUUUGCUUUUUGCACUGUCGUUUCCCACAUCUGUAUUCUGAGCUAGUGCUAGGAUCAAGGCUGCAUUGCAGGGAACCCCACUGGAGUUGGGAGGAGGCUGAAGGGGUGCAGCUUGGGCUCUUCUGCUGGGUCCACAUUCUGCCCUAGGGUUUGAGAGCCUCUCAAGCCCAGCUGACCCAAGCCAAGAAAGAGCAUGUGGCCAGGGCAGUAACUCCGUUUGCCAGAAGUGUGGCUUGGGUUCAGGUUCUAGGUAGACCAUGCAAAGGUGUGGGCUGAGUCUUCAUUAUAGCUCGGUUAGUGGCCCAAAUCAAACUUGUGGGCUUCACUCAUGCUGAUUGAAACAACAGAUGAAGAGACAAUGUGUGGGACCUAGGGCCCCUAAACCAGACCCCACCCCACCCCUACUGCCAUGCCCCUGUGCACCUCCCCCCCUCCCCCCCAAGUCUCCGUGAUCGAGUAGAAGCUUCUCAGUUGAGUUCUGAUGACUUGAGUGCUAGGUGUCCUCCAGCAUCAGUGGUGUAAGACUCCCCAGAGGGUGGCAGCAUCUGCAGGGUCAUCUCUUGGUUCUAGUGCGUGAUCUUGCUCCCCUGUGUCCACUGUGUGCUUAAAAGAUACUGGCCUGAAAUGGGGCGUCACGUUGGAGGUCACUUAAACUUUGAAGAGAUGGGGUGAAAUCUGAGUUAAGUUUACUUCCCUCUCUGUGCCUGGAACUGUUCAAUCCAGUUUAAGAAUUAUGGUUUGACUUCUUUAUCUUUUUUGGAGAAGCUUCUGUUUUAAGGAAUUUCUCUUCUUAUCCUGCCUCUACCCUCUCCUGGCAAGGCCUGGCCAUGGCUUCUGGAAUCUCGAGUUAAACUUCAGAAAACAGCAGCAGUAUUUUCCCUUUCCUAGCAUUUAUAUUCCUUUCCCUAGAAAUCAGCUCACCUUGGGAAACCCGGGGAAAGAAUCAGCAGGUUCUCUACCCUCUCUGGGGGUGGGGAAGAACCCACCCCGGUCAGCACAGUGCCUUUUCCUCUCCUGCUCUGAGCCAGGGUGGGCAUUCCCUCUAGAUUCAGGUCUGGGCAGGGGUCUUUCAGUCUCUGCCACGGGGCUGCUUCUCCAUCCCUUCCUCUCCGUCCAUCCCUUCAUCUCCCUCCCCUUGGCUGGCCGGCUCUGAACUCAUUCAAGUGUUGUCUUCCUGGAGCGGCCCUAGUGGCAUUAAGUGGCAGGCAGCGUGUAACAGUGUCCUCCGGGCCUCUAAAAGGGCUCUGGGGAGCAAGUGAGCUUUCCAGAGCGGGAAAUGUGUAGGUGCUCCUCUGAGGAAAGGUGGGAGGUGGAGGAGGGUGCCCUAUGGACCCUUCUCCUGUGGCACCUGAGGGAGGAGACAUCAGUGACUACAUUGAAAUAGAACCGGGAACACCCGGGGCCGAUUUAGAAAUGGCUGAGGAAACCUGCCCCUCUUGUAUGGAAAGAUAUAAUUAGGAUCAAAGAGCUCUCAGAAAAUUACAAAGCCUUAAUGUCCAAGCUUCUGAGAGAUCAGAGUAGCUUUUCCCUUUCGGCCCCAGUUCUAGGACUCUUUUGUAUCGAGACCUCUCCUGGGACAAGAGGGCUAGGUGGCCUCAUUUAAACAAGACUAGAUUGGCACCAUUGGGGCAGCCACCCAGCAAAGGUGGGUUUCUUUGGACAUAGGUGGCUUGUUCUCCCCAGCUGCCUCUUGGCUAGCCUGACUUAGGUUGCUAGACCAUUUGAUAAGAGCAGAGGAUUCGGGGCUUGGCUGGGUCAACAUAAAAGAGCAGGAUAGACCUUCAGGGAUGGUCCCCCAUCCCCACCCUCACCCCACCCCCCAGUAUAAAAACAAGGAGCCAGGCUUGUGCUGGCAGACAGGACGCAGUAGUGCCUGCGAGAGUUGGCAGAGCGGGCCUUGGCACCUCUCACAUCCAGGCAGUCUUGUGAGAGGGGGGCUCCAGGCACCAGGAAAAGCAGAACUCCAUUCUCACCUCUAUUUUGAGCUCCAGUGCUAUAUUCCAGCACAAAGAGAAACAACAACAAACCAAAGUGUGCUUUCUGUCCUCUCAAAGGACAACUGUGAGGAAAGGAGAACCGAGUUGCCAGGCAGGAGGAGAGAGAGGACUGGCAGGGAGAGACGCUGUGGCAAAACCAGCAGUGAGGCAUUCCUGACUCCUCUUCCCUGACAUGUCCAUGACCCAGGGAAUGAAAAGAAAUUUGACCCUGGAAUGGUUCCGUCCUUCUUUUUCCUUCCACCAAAUCUCCCAGGCUGGACCAACUGCCCGUCCUGAGCUCAGGGCAGUCUCUUCAGCUACUUCUGGUCUAUUGGGAAACAAGUCCUGCUCUCCAGACUGGACCUUACUAUGCUGUCGAGCUCUUAGUAGCCCUUGUAGCAUUCACGCUAGAUUCCCGUCCUUUCCCUGCACAGGCCAAACCAACUCUGUCUGUAGCCACCACACUCACUCACAGUGACAGACACGUUGAGAUGUGAUUGAGGAGCUUUGAACCUGGCUGGCCCGGGGAAGCAGUAGGGUGGGUAGAGCUCUCUUUCCUUCUGGCUGUUUCUAGCUAUCCCAACCCCUUCCAUGCCCCACCCUUCUCCCACCAAAAAAGUUUUAAAAAAAUCAGGAUGUUUUUCACUGUCCAUUGCUUUGUGUUUUAAUAAACAAUUUGCAGUGACA
Molecule: messenger RNA, 6148 nt
Organism: Erinaceus europaeus (western European hedgehog)
Lineage: Eukaryota; Metazoa; Chordata; Mammalia; Eulipotyphla; Erinaceidae
Gene: MLEC
Product: malectin
Exons: 5
Coding region: 158-1036 (292 amino acids)
Cellular component (GO): membrane
Molecular function (GO): carbohydrate binding
Source: RefSeq, a predicted model, not a curated record